Messenger RNA from Equus caballus (horse), 6660 nucleotides. The record is from RefSeq and is a predicted model, not a curated record. NCBI's taxonomy places the organism in Eukaryota, Metazoa, Chordata, Mammalia, Perissodactyla, Equidae.
AUGUCGCCGUGUGGGCUGCUGCUGCUGCUGCCGCUUCUGGGACGGUCUGUCUUUGCAGCUCCCGACUACAGGUCCAUCCUGAGCAUUAGUGACGAGGCAGCCAGAGUGCAGGCCCUGAACGAGCACCUCAGCACGCGUAGCUAUGUGCAGGGGCACUCGCUGUCCCAGGCAGACGUGGACGUGUUCAGUCAGCUCGCGGCCCCUCCCGCUGAUGCUCGGCUCUUCCAUGUGGCUCGCUGGUUCAGGCACAUAGAAGCGAUCCUGGGCGGCCCCUGCAGCAGAGGCGAGCCCUGUGGGCUCCAAACAAGUAAAGGCCGGCGGGUGCAGCCUCAGUGGUCUCCUCCGGCCGGGUCCGAGCCGUGCAGGCUCCGCCUUUACAACAGCCUCACCCGGAACAAGGACGUGUUUAUACCUCAAAGUGGGAAGAAGGUGACGUGGUACUGCUGUGGGCCGACCGUCUACGACGCCUCUCACAUGGGGCACGCCAGGUCCUAUAUCUCUUUCGACAUCCUGAGACGAGUGCUGAGGGAUUACUUCAAAUUCGACGUCUUCUACUGCAUGAACAUCACAGACAUUGACGAUAAGAUCAUCAAGAGGGCCCGGCAGAACUACUUGUUUGAGCAGUACCGGGAGAAGAGGCCCCGGGCAGCGCAGCUCCUGGAGGAUGUUCACGCCGCCCUGAAGCCGUUUUGUAAACUCAGUGAGACCACGGAUCCCGACAAAAAGCAGAUGCUUGAACGCAUUCAGCACGCGGUGAAGCUAGCCGCAGAACCGCUGGAGGAAGCGGUGCGGCGUGACCUCGCUGGAGAGGAGGAGCUCAGCAGCCACGUGGAGGUCUUGUUGGACGAAGCAAAGGAUUUGCUUUCUGACUGGCUGGAUUCCACACACGGCAGUGAGGUGACUGACAAUUCCAUUUUCUCCAAACUGCCCAAGUUCUGGGAAGAGGAAUUCCACAAAGACAUGGAAGCCCUGAACGUUCUCCCUCCAGACGUCUUAACACGGGUUAGUGAGUACGUGCCAGAGAUCGUGAACUUUGUCCAGAAGAUCGUGGACAACGGUUACGGCUAUGCUUCAAAUGGGUCCGUGUACUUUGACACGGUGAAGUUUGCUUCUAGUGAGAAACACUCCUACGGGAAGCUGGUGCCCGAGGCUGUUGGGGAUCAGAGAGCCCUGCAGGAAGGGGAAGGCGACCUGAGCAUCUCAGCAGACCGCUUGAGUGAGAAGCGGUCCCCCAACGACUUCGCCCUGUGGAAAGCCUCCAAGCCAGGGGAGCCGUCCUGGCCGUGCCCGUGGGGAAAGGGGCGGCCAGGAUGGCACAUCGAAUGCUCCGCCAUGGCAGGCACCCUCCUGGGAGCCUCGAUGGAUAUUCACGGAGGGGGCUUCGACCUCCGGUUCCCCCACCACGACAAUGAGCUGGCGCAGUCGGAGGCCUACUUUGAAAAUGACUGCUGGGUCAGGUACUUCCUUCACACGGGUCACCUGACAAUUGCAGGCUGCAAAAUGUCAAAAUCGCUCAAAAACUUCAUCACCAUUAAAGACGCUCUGAAGAAGCAUUCAGCUCGGCAGCUGCGCCUGGCCUUCCUGAUGCACUCCUGGAAGGACACGCUGGAUUAUUCUAGCAAUACCAUGGAGUCGGCACUUCAGUAUGAGAAGUUCAUGAACGAGUUUUUCUUAAAUGUGAAAGACAUCCUUCGAGCUCCUGUUGAUAUAACUGGUCAGUUUGAGAAGUGGGAAGAUGAGGAAGCAGAACUGAAUAAGAGCUUUUAUGACAGGAAGACGGCGGUUCACGAAGCCCUCUGUGAUAACGUCGACACGCGUACCGUCCUGGAAGAAAUGCGGGCUCUGGUGGGCCAGUGCAACCUCUACAUGGCGUCCCGGAAGGCGGUGAGGAGGAGACCCAACCGAGCUCUGCUGGAGAGCAUCGCUCUGUACCUCACCCACAUGCUGAAGAUCUUUGGGGCCAUAGAAGAGAACAGCAUGCUGGGUUUCCCAGUUGGAGGACCUGGAGGCAGCCUAAACCUCGAGUCCACGGUCAUGCCGUACCUUCAGGUGCUGUCAGAGUUCAGAGAAGGAGUGCGCAAGAUCGCCCGGGAGAGGAAAGUCGCGGAGGUCCUGCAGCUCAGCGACGCCCUGCGGGAUGACAUCCUGCCCGAGCUCGGGGUGCGGUUUGAAGAUCAUGAAGGACUGCCGACGGUGGUCAAGUUGGUGGACAGAGACACCUUAUUGAAAGAGAGAGAAGAAAAGAAAAGGGCUGAAGAAGAGAAGAGGAAGAAGAAAGAGGAGGCAGCCAGGAAGAAACAGGAACAAGAAGCAGCGAAGCUGGCCAAGAUGAAGAUUCCGCCCAGAAAGAUGUUCUUAUCAGAAAGUGACAAAUACUCCAAGUUUGACGAAAACGGUCUGCCCACACACGACACAGAAGGCAAAGAACUGAGCAAAGGGCAAGCCAAGAAGCUGAAGAAGCUCUUCGAAGCUCAGGAGAAGCUCCACAAGGAGUAUCUGCAAAUGGUUCAAAACGGAAGCUUCAAAUGAAAGGGCAGGGGCUGCGUUCCACACUGCGCCAGCGGACUGGCGGCCUCCUCUGCCGCAGCAGUGACGGCGCCCCGGCUCCGGUCAUGUUUACAGUGGCCCUCGGGUCCUAAAUUAAGAAUUCUGUUCCUCGAGGUCCGUGCCGUCCUCUGAGACGUCAGUAAUAAAGUCUUCCCAACAGCGAGGCCAGGCGCUCUCUCUGCCGUCUCCCCGCACAUUCAGCGUUGGCAGGGGCCGCCUGGCGGGCUGCUUGCUCAGCAGUUCACGACUUGGGUACUCGGGUCAGCUGAGCCGCUCCAGCCAGCCGAGAAAUUUCUCCCCCAUGCAGAUCGCUAUCGGCUAAUCUCUGGUGUGUGGGCGCAUUCAGAGGUAUUUGAGUAGGAAAAAGACAGGCUCAACCUGGCAGAACCCACUGGCGCCCCACACAAAGGCUGCUCAGCCGGCCCCUCUGCUUCUGAUGAAUAAACACCCUGCAGAGGCUCCCCAGCAGGUCAGCAGUCGGACACCAGCAAAGGGUCGGCUCCGCCAGGCGGGCUGGGCAGCCGCCCCGCACCACUGCUCAUGCUCACAGCUGUGAGCCCAGGAUCUGCGCGGCGGCCGGUUGAGAUAACAGGGAGGUCUCGGCACAUCAGGGCGGCCAUUUGUCACCGGGUCCCCACGUGGGGAGUGUGUCCUCCCCACUCUGCUCACCCACGUUUACUCACUGGGCUAAGAAUCCCCACCUGACCUCUAACACGCUUGACCAUCCUUGACUGAGGAGAGCGAAAGCAGAGCCAGUCCCCAACGCACACCUGCAAGAGCUUGGCGCCGGGUCUGAUCCAUCAGGACAAGUGACAGUCAUCGGCGCCGGGGCAGUCAGGUUGGUAAACACUGCCCGGUCCUCAUACGUCAGUGAUGGCAGUGCAAAGUGGCACAGCCCCCGUGGGGGGAGUUGGGCAGUGUUCUAUGGUCGUGAUAGACGCACUCAUCCUUGCCCCUGCGGUCCCACUCGUGGGAAACAGGUAUGAAAGGACGUGCCAGUGCUGCCACGGCAGCCCCGUUUCCCGAAGCUGACUGGUGCCACCCGACUGUGUGCCAGCCGGGAACUCGGUGCGACUCAGGAGCACCCCCAGUCACACGUGGAGGACGAUGGCCGUGAGACUAUGAGGACAGGCUCUGGGUACAGGUCUGUCUGACUUGUGAACCUUUAAAUGUUUUGCAUACAAAAAAAUUAAACCAAUAAGGAAAAGCCCCAAAACAAAGUGAAACAAACUUGUUCCAGUCAGCUAUCGCUCCACACAAAUCGCGGCACAACUUAGCGGCCGCGGACGACAACGGGCAUCUUCUUAGUGACUCUGGUGGCUCUGGGGGACUAGGCUCAUGUGGGCGGUGCUCAGUCAGCGUCACAGUCAGACGGGGAAGGUUGGCGCCCGCGCCGGGGCCCAGGCCGGGAGAUUCGCAGCUGAGGCUGCUCGGGUGUGGGCUCUCCAGCUCGGCAGCUUCAGCCUGGCAGCCCGUGGCUCCGAAGGUUUGUGUCCCAGGAGAGACGGAAGCUGUGUGCCCUUCGGCGAUCUCCCCUCAGAAGUCGCAGUGCGAUCCACGGUCCUUGAGUGGAGGCCGUCUCAGAGGCCCACCAACACUCGAGGGGAGGAGGCACAGACACCUCCCUGUGACGGGAGUACCGAGGUUCCGGAAGAGUGUGGCGGACUGGAGAUACCAUUGCACCUGUUUGGGAAGGUACCAUCUGCCACAAAGCUUUGAAUCAGUGAGAAAAGGGCGACUUCAGCUGAGGAGGGGACUCGCCGUCUUGCUAUGCAUCUUUAGUGGGGUGUGUUCAAGGCCAAAAAAGUGCAGCGAAGUCACACUUAAUCUAGGUGUUUUGUCAGUAGUAGUAAUAUUGGCAUCCUCAUCCUUAAAGUCGAUAUUGUGGGACAAAGCAAAUAAGUAUAUCGAUGGCAACAACCCAGAUUUUAACGUAAGGAAAAAUACAUGUAUAAAAUCACGAAGGUAAGGAAAGUCACUAUACUGUUAAAUAUCGAUUGGAAAGAACAAAUUAUGACCAACACUUGAUUUUUGAACAGUAGGUAUUUCCUGGCUUGUAGACUGAGAGGGGACAAGCCUAGUCACAUGAGCACCCCCAGAGCCAGAUUCGAGGCUCUAAAUGCCCUCCCUCUCCAGGGAGAAAUGACCCAUUCUAGGUCUGGACCAGAAGCAUGGGGAGACCCUGGGCCAUCUCGUGCCCAAAGGGAAGCUUUUGAAGACUAGUGGAGUCAUGUCCAAAGGACUCGGGACAAACUAGUGACACACACAGCAACUAGGUGGACCUCAGGAGCACUGGGCAGAGUGGAAAAGCCAACCUCCAAGGGUCCCAUACGAUAUGAUUCCAUUUAGAUGAAUUCUCAAGAUGCCACAAUAUAGGGACGGAGAGCAGAUUCAUGGCUGCCAGGGUUUAGGGCGGGCUUGCAGAGGCAGGGCCCCGGGAGGGGGUCUUGUGGUGGUGUGACAGUUCUGGCCUCGACGCUGUGGUACUGCAGGAAUGUACGCCUGUGAUGACAUGACAGAACUGCACGCACACACACGUGCUGGUCCCUGGGCUGAUCUUGGGCUCUAACCAGGCAAGAGGUGGCCAUCGGGACUGCGUGAGGGGCACAUAGGACCUGUGUCUACCACACCUUGGGAAUUUCUAAUUAUUUCAAAAUAAAAAGCCUCAGGAGCUUCCACUGGCCAAGUCUGGGACAACUUGAGUGUUGGAAAGAAGGAGUAAUUGAAAUGCAGGCAUCAAAGAAAACCCAGAAAUAGUCAUUUGUCACCACCAGAGGGGUCAGCUCUGUACCCUACAAACUUAAUUGUUUAUAAGUGGCACAAUUAAGCAUUUCUCCCCCUUCCAUUGGAACUGCAUUUCAGGGCCACCAAAUGGCCCCAGCCCGAGGGGGAGGGCUGCUCUUCACCUGAAAUGCCAGCCAAUGGAAGUGGACGAAACGGUCGGAUGAGACAGCCUCAUUCUGCAACCACCAAGGAAACACCUGAGUCAGGCCAGGGCUGUCAGUGGCUGCAGAGAGCCCUGGUGAACGUUGGCGGGAGCUGGGUAUUUUCACAGUGCCAAAGUGUCACCUUGCAGGUGGCUUGUAGGUCACGGGGGGCCCGGGGAGGUGUGCAAGUCACCUUACAAUGCCGGGCUCUGCCCGUGACCCCUUCCUUCCCCGUCACUGUCAGUGUGGCCCAGAGAGGGACAAGCAGGCAUAAGGUGUCCCUGCUGGGGAGAGCCAAGCCUCACCUCCAGAGAAGUCUUUCCACUAGAACCUACAGGCAGUAUUGAUGAAGCCACCGCCUGCCCUGGGCCUUGUUGAAACACAAACUCUGGUUCGGAUCUGGGUGGGGCUGGAGACUCUGCAUUUCCUCCCACUCCCGGGUGAGGCGCAUGCGCUGGUCCAGGGGCCCCACGUGGACGGGAGAGGCUACCCAUCUCACUUCCUGUUUACAGAAGUACUGGGGAUGGAGGCACAGGCAGGGGAUCCAGGAAGAAGCAACCAGACCCAUCCAGAAGAUGGGGCACCCGCACAACACCUGAGCUCACGUCUUUGAGGAAUCCCUGUCAAGGGGAGAAGGGUGAGGUAGAGGACACAGACCUGACAGGGAAGAUUCAAGAAACAAAACCACCACAUCUGCUGUAUGAAUCUUGACUGGUUCAAGCAAACCGGCCACAAAGUCGUUUCGGGAAGUUUGCGUAUGGACGGGGUAUGGCAGGAUACUAGGAAUUUUUGUUAAUUAUUGAGUGUGAUCAUGGCAGUUGUGUCCAAAAUGUCCUUAAUUAGGGAUGCAGUUGCCUGAGGCCUGUAAUUCAGUAUCCUCCAGCCAAGAAAACUGAUGAAGCGAAUCAUGCACAAUGUGCCUGGUCACAUCUAAGCCAUGGGCGUCUGUUCCUCGGCUUAUCCUCUCUGCUCUCCUGUGUUUGAAACUUCACGAUCAAAUGUUCUUUCAAACAUGCCGCCAGGAAAUCCUCCUGUCUUUGCUGAAGGACGUGCCUGGUGAGGAGUGUCCUUGCUGUCCUGCCCUGCUCUCCGCCUGUGCACCCUCACAAGCUGCGGCAGAUUCUUCUGGAACAAGAUGGGGCGGAAAAUUUUUGUGACUUGUAUAAUAUUAAUUUGCAUGUGAAAA